UCGGAAUUGAGUCGCGACCCUCGCCCUCGUUCAAUUUAGCCCUGGAAACGCCGCCCCAACGCCGCCCCAGCCUCUUCCUCUCUUCCACACCACCAUGACAAUUACCCUACCCUUCUCCCGAUAUCUUCUCUCUGUCAUGGAGCAUAAUUCCAUCUGCUAGCUGACCGUUCCCAACAUAGCAACCAGCGCCUCCUUGAUUGCUCUUCGCUCGCAUCGCAGUAAUGGAGGCCCCAGCGGCGACCCCGAUCUCAACCGAAAACCAAAGCAGCCUAGGCCUGCUCCAGAGCUUGUCCAAGGUUCUGCCGCAGGGCUACAAGUUCCGCGCCUACCAUCUCUCAACUCCGCCGUCUCGAUCCGAGGCCCUUUUCCCAGCCCCUCCCGACGCGCGCCCCGACCGAACCUACAGCGAGAGCCAUUUCCUCGCCAUCGCCAUCCCGACACCGCCCCAGGACCCGGCUCCAACAGAUCCGACGGUGGAUGGGGCCGCCGGUCCCGUUAGAGAGGUCUUGGUUCUCGGUCUCGAAGUUCUCGUAUACACCACGGCUUACUCGAGCACCUUUUUCGUGUCCAAAGCCGACUCGACUGGGUUCCUACACCUCCUAGACCUUCCCAAAGGCACACCCUCGCCUAUUCGGGAGAUCACCUCGGCCUUUGUCGGCUACCUAGUGCAUGAGAGAAGGCGGCAGGGUAUUCAGUCGGUAGUAAGCCUCUUUGCGCGUGCGCAGGGCCAGUACCUGUUCCCCGGGAGCGUCGAGUACAAAGGGAAGCAUGUGCUCACGGACCGGGGGCUGGUAAAAUGGUGGUGCAAGGCUCUUACCCCGCUGCUUGACGGUGCAGACCGCGACACGGCGCACAAGGGCGCGUGGAAGAGCGUCAAGGGCUACCUUCUUGUGCCUGGCCUGGACACAUACGAAACCCGCGCCUUUAUUCCUCGCUCGCCGACGGACAACGCAACUCGCACAGGCUGGGUGCUCGGUCACCCUCUGGAGCGCAUAUCACACUACACAUACGAGUACGACUGGGUGCCGCCGCGGUGUCUCAUUGCACACUACCCAGACGAUCCCAAAUCUCGCUUCCGCGAUGAGCUCGAUAUCGAAGCCGACUGUGGCAAGGGUCGCAACGGCGCCUGGAAGAGCAUACAGAACCUGGACCAGUUCUGGGAGUUGAUGGCAUACCGGCAGGAGUGCUCUAUGGGCGCGCUCACCGGCUUCAUCUGGGUUGUGAUGGAUCCCACCGAGGCCAACAGGCGACCCGCUCCAGGCGCAGCCGCGGCCCAGGCUGUUGCUGUGGCCGCCUCCUCUGAGGCCGGCACGCCCGCCCUGAUGGCGGCCAAUGGGUCAUCCAACCCCUCACUUCCAUUGCCUCCCACCACGCCAUCUCGCGUGCAAAGCCAUGUCCUACCCUUGCGUACACCCCCACAAGCCAGCCCGCGCAAGCUGUUUGAGGCUCCCCAAACGAAUAGUGGAGCUCCACCUCGGGUGGUUACCAAGACGAAGAAGAGCACAAAGAAAAAGAAGAAGCUCACGGGCCCCAUCGUUUCUCGCCAGCCGCGCGUCAAAACUAGCCAGCGCAACUACCUUACCAACCGUCCCGUCACAACCGCAUACUACUACUGGCCAGCCGAGGGUCGGGGCCGCCGACUGGUCAAAGAAGACGGUUACAAGCGCUCGCUUGAACUUCUGCUCCGCUUAGACUUUGCUAACCUAGAGCUAGCCAUCGGUAGCACUAGGCGAUGGAUCAACGAGGUUGGCCUGGGCUCAGCCUGGGGCCUUGACGUGGUCGGCGCCAGGCCGUUGCCCGCUUCGUCGGCGUCCGGAAACGGUAUCACGCAACCGACCGUGAGCAACCUCUCCGGCCUGAUCAAGAGAAAGAAGCCGGUAGGCAGUGAUGACUCUCAGGAUGGCUCCUUGUCCAUGCCGGCGAACUCGACGCCUGCCAUCAACGUGCUGGGGGCAGGUCUGAUCCGGAAGAAACGCAAGCCUGACGAUGAUGUGGAGACGCCCGCUCCGGGAGCGUCUUCAGAUGCAACGAAUGAUGCCAACGCCUCUGCUUCUGAUCCUUCGGUCGCCAACGUACCUGGCGCCGGAUUGGUGCGCAAGAAGCCUAAAACCUAAGGUGACUCCACGCACGUGCCUUGAUCGCCGGGAUCCGCACCACCCAACGAUCAUGCACAAUUUCCAUUUCCCAUCCGUGGUUGACCAUCUCGACGAUUUAAACGGAUAAAUGUGUUGUUUGGUACGGAGUUUAUAUAAAGGAACACAGAACACCAAGUUAAUGACUGGAUAUAUGGACAACCAUCCGGAUGCACACAAGCAGCAAGAAUACGAUGGAUCCUGGGCGAUUCCUUAUAGUCACCGGCGCUGUUGAAGCCAAGGAUGACCCCACGCGAUAGCCAGCAAUAGACGGUGGCAUGCCCCACAACCUUGGUCACGUUCUGCCUGUCUCCCUGAUAUGUUUAGACCCGCUCCCAGUCACACAUCAAGCAUUAUCGAG
This is a messenger RNA of Gaeumannomyces tritici R3-111a-1, 2493 nucleotides long. RefSeq lists its product as hypothetical. Gene Ontology annotation, biological process: DNA damage response. The transcript has a single exon. Lineage: Eukaryota; Fungi; Ascomycota; Sordariomycetes; Magnaporthales; Magnaporthaceae. The coding region runs from base 222 to 2114 and encodes 630 amino acids. Gene Ontology annotation, molecular function: histone H3K56 acetyltransferase activity. The record is from RefSeq and is a predicted model, not a curated record. Gene Ontology annotation, cellular component: nucleus.